UGCAGCCUUUGCAAUUUGAAAAUUUCAUUUGACUACAUUGCAAUGUAUAUUUGAAGUUCACGUGUUACAUUUGGCUACUAAUUUUGUGUAUAUACUGUUAAACACCCCUCCUCCCCUUCCCCAAGUGAUGACACAGUCCUAUACAAGGCCAACUUGUCAUCUUUCUUAACAUGUGUGUAAGCGGUGGGAGGGUUUUCGAGAGGAUGUCGAGACAGGAGUCUUGUUUUCAGUGUGGAAACAUGAGGGGUCUGCUGAGCUGUCUGUUUCUCGCCUCCCACUGCGCUCUCACAUCACGCAGUGGUGCGUCCACUUUGCAUGUGAGCCAGAGUGCUGACAUGACCGUCCUUGAGGGCCAGCUGGUCAAUAUCCGCUGCUGUUGGACAGGCAACUUCUCCAGAGUCACAGUCGAGUUGCUGAAAAACAAAAUCCAGUAUAAGAAAUUAAAAAUAUGUCAGUACCCAUCUUGCCAUGCAGCUGUGCAAAAAGAUGCCAUGAUGUGCGUGUGGUUAGAAUUGCUCAACGCCACAACAGAGCACUCUGGCACAUACAUUUGCAAUGUCUCUGCGGACAUACCCACUCUAAUAUCUGGCAAUGGAAACGGUACCGUUGUUACAGUAACGCGCCAAAGUUCAAAUGGAACCGCAGAGGGAGAUGUUGCAGAUGAAUCCACAAGUCCUUCCUGGCCUCUGCUCGGGGGUUCCUUGGCUUCGGUGGGAUUCCUGCUCCUGGUCACGCUCGCUUGUUACUGCAAACUCAAACAAAGAACAGCCACCCGGGUGAUUUACGAGAGUCCCAACUUUGACUCUGACAUGGACAAACGCAGCAGCGGCAGCUCCUCCGCAGGCUCCACCGAGUGGCGUCAAGUGGUCGUGUAUGAAUCCGUUGAUUACUUUGAGCGUGUGGAGCUGAAGCAAAGUGGGUGAGGAAAGGAUCAGAAGCCUUGGUCACUACGACUGAUUAGGCGCGGCAACCUUAAAGACUCAAAGCACUGUUGGGAUCCAUCCAUCCAUCCAUCCAAUCCAUUCAUUUUAGUUAGCUAGCUAGCUAUCAAGCUAUCUAGCUGGCUUACUAUCAAGCUUGCUGUAUCUUGCUAUCAAGCUUUAUCCUAUCUAUCUAAAUCGCAUCUGUUUUUUUCACACACGGUUGAAAAACAUAUUUGAGCACCAACUUACAGGUUGCAUAUAUAUCUAAGUACUAUACUCACAAAAAGGUUACGAAAAACGUUUCGGUGAUCCUGAAACAUCACCUGCUAAACUUCUCGUGAGUUUCUAAAUGUUAUAUUUUUUUUAUUCAAAGAAGUUGUGAGUUGAUGAGUGAGUGAGCGGGUAUUUCUUGUCAAUUUCCGGGCCAUGGUGGGAAGUGGAAAGUGUGCGAGCGUGUGUUGUCUGUGGCCGUGAAUGGCAGGUCAGUGACAGGAAGUGG
Syngnathus acus (greater pipefish) is the source of this 1422-nucleotide messenger RNA. RefSeq lists its product as uncharacterized. The record is from RefSeq and is a predicted model, not a curated record. NCBI's taxonomy places the organism in Eukaryota, Metazoa, Chordata, Actinopteri, Syngnathiformes, Syngnathidae. Bases 171 to 923 code for a protein of 250 amino acids. The transcript has 6 exons.